GCCGUCUCAGUGAUCCGGGGAGCGCAAGCCAAGGCGGUUGUGCGUUAACGCCGCAGUUGGUUAUUGUGAAUCUAUAGUGGUGUGUUGAACAGAAAUGGCAACUGAAAUGGAAUCUGCUUCUGAUAUGAAUGAUGCUGGCACACAGCUUUUGGAAGAAGAAAAACGUCCUACAGUUUUGCCGUUAGAAACAGCAAAAAAAGCGAAACCAGCUGGCGCUGAGCAAGACGAUGGAGCGACGGAAAAGCUAGUCUCGAAUGAAAAAAUUAACUCCAAUAAAGAUGCUUCCGAAGUAAAGUUCUUGUCGGCAGAUUCACAGAAUGGAGACGCGAAGAUUGACAUUGAAAAUCUAAAGCUAGCUUUCACUGGGAUGACGAAGGAAGAAUUGAUGAAAUUUGCAAAUGACCCUUUUUGGAUCCGUUUGAGAUGGCUGCUUUUCGUCCUGUUUUGGCUUUUAUGGGUAGCUAUGCUAGCAGGUGCGAUUGCGAUUAUUGUGAUGGCCCCGAAGUGUGCACCACCGGCUCCACUGAAAUGGUGGGAAGAAGGCCCGCUGUAUGAAAUUUACGUCAGGUCAUACAAAGACGGUGGCGUGGACCAGGAUGGUAUAGGGGACCUCAAAGGUGUGACUUCAGAAGUAAAGUACGUUGACGAACUGGAUAGCACAGGCAUAAUUUUAUCAUCUAUUUUCAAGUCAGAUAAUCAGGAUCCCAAUGCUGUUGAAAGUUUCACAGAAGUAGAUCCAAUAUAUGGGUCACUGGAAGAUUUUAAAGAACUCCUAUCAGCAGUUAAGAACAGGAGUUUGCACUUGGUACUAAAUUUUAUACCGAAUCACACCAGCAAGAAACAUCCUUGGUUUAUUGCAUCAGAAAAUGGUAGUGACAUCUACAGUGAUUAUUACGUGUGGGCUCCAAGCAAAGGACAGAAUGAUGAUGGAGAAAUACCACCUAAUAAUUGGGUCAGUGUUAAUGGUGGAUCAGCAUGGGAGUGGAGCAGCAAACGAGGGAUGUUUUACUUGCAUCAGUUUGGUAAAGAUGAGCCGGAUCUAAACAUGAGGAAUCCGAAAGUUGUUGCUGAAAUAAAGAAAGUGCUGCAGUUCUGGUUGGAACUUGGUGUUAGUGGAUUCCAGUUAGAAAAGGUGGAGUUCCUGCUAGAAGAUGAAGAGCUGAAAAAUGAAACUCCAUUACCUGUUCCAAGUGAUGCCACCCAUUUAGAUUGGGACUUCUACACACAUCUCCAUACAACUAAUCUUCCUGGGAUAGUAGAUAUACUCACUCAAUGGAAGGAAGUCAUUACAAGUUAUGGUGAUGACAGGAUUCUUAUGGUCAAAGGAAAUGCGUCAAAGAAUGCACUGCAUCAAUACGCUAAAAAUAAUGGCACAGAUUUAGUGGAUUUGGUACAGCCGACAGAAACUUUCACUCUUCUGAAGGAAGGAUUUACUGCUGAUGAUUUGAAUGACAUUGUGAAGAAAGUUUUGGACAGCAGUAACACCGGAAAUACCGGACGUCCUGUCUGGCAGUUAUCGGGUGGACACAGCGAACGUAUUGCUACACGUGUUUCGAGAGAAGCUGUGGAUGGCCUUACCAUGCUUGUUAUGCUAUUGCCGGGAACACCAAUUACCCUGUAUGGAGAUGAAUUAGCAAUUGAAGGAACAAGUAACAUAUCAAUGCCCUGGAACAACUCGUCACAAACCGGGUCUUCACAAGCAUCUUCUGCAGGUGAUACUGGUAGCAUUAGUUUUGAUACCAUUGCAUCAUCUCAGCUGACUGAUAGAAGUCACUUGAACCUGUAUAAAGACUUAGUGAAGCAGCGUGAGUCACCAUCUAUAAUGUAUGGCUCCUGUGACACAUCGGUCAUAAAUGGCACAGUGUUUGUCAUGACAAGAAUUAAAAGUGGCAACCCGGGAAUCUUGGUUGCCUUCAACCCCAGCAGUAACAAUGUUACUGUCAAUUUGAACAGUAUUGAUAACAUAUCAGAAGAAUUGACUGUGCAGUUACAAAGCUCUAAUUUUGUGCAUGAUACCGUCAGACUGAAGUCAAAGAUAGAUACUGAUGAAGUUCCAUUGCCUGCAAAAGCUGCAUUGGUUCUCAGUUUUGUUCCGAAGCUGACCUCCUAAAUGCACCCUGACAACUGUCAUUAAAACAGUGGAUUUUAAUUUAUUUGUAUGCUAGCAUAGUAUUUAAAAUUUGACCUGCUCUCAGUAUUUUAAUAACUGUAACACACAUGGUGAAUGAUUUCAUGUAGCCACUUGAGAUUGUCCAUAAACAUUGGCAUUUUUCAGCUUGGUAAACUAAUACAA
Messenger RNA from Schistocerca nitens (vagrant locust), 2293 nucleotides. Its product is annotated as probable maltase. The coding region runs from base 95 to 2110 and encodes 671 amino acids. NCBI's taxonomy places the organism in Eukaryota, Metazoa, Arthropoda, Insecta, Orthoptera, Acrididae. The record is from RefSeq and is a predicted model, not a curated record. The transcript has 10 exons. Gene Ontology annotation, biological process: amino acid transport; carbohydrate metabolic process.